GCGCCUCGCCUGGCUGUGCCGCUGACGCCUCGUCCGAACGCUCCACCGGCGCCUCACCUCGUGGCAUCAUGGCGUUGCCGGGCGGCGCGCUCUGCCUGCUGGCUCUCCCCGGCCUGGCCGUGCUGGUGCGCUGUCCAAACGAUCCGCGCUCGCGGCUUCGUGCGAUUUGGCCCGGCCGACUCGGCGGCGUCCGGCUCCGUGGCGGAGAACCUGAAGGUCGCGAUGGUGGGCGAGUGCGCGGCGCGCACGCUCUACCACAAUUACCGAGGCUUCAACUUCAACCGCGCGCCGGACGGCAACGGCUUGCACGACUGCCAAGUGACUAACGCCUACCCGGGCUGCUACACGCACACGUGGCAGGCGCGCGGCGGCUGGGACUUCUACUACGGCGGCUACGCGGGGCAGGACGAAGUGCGCUCCUCGCGGCACUCCUACUACGGCAUGAACACGGAGUCCUACCCGAACGACUUCCCGCCGACGCUGUCGAUAGAGGACCCCUAUCGCCGAUGGGGGGCCGACUGCAACCGGCCGACGAACGCCGCCGAGCGCGAAUGUAGUCGCUACGUGCUCACCGGCCUGUACAACGACGCUGCAACGUUUGACGACAUGGACCGCAUCCGCUGCUACAGCUACGGCGAGGAGUUCCGCGUGUCGCAGCAGGUCGCCACCGUGGUGGACGUGGCGCUCCGUUGGCACCCCAGCGAGCACCAGUGUCCGCAGCACCAGGUGGUGACGGCGCUCAGCGAUACCAGCGACUACGACCACAGCUCCGUCGACCUGAUGAAGUGUAACCUGCUGCUGAGCAACUGGCGCGUCAACUAUGACGAAUGCAGCACUCAAGACCCGUCCAGCUCCGGCAGCGGGCCCUCUGGCGACAACGACAACUGGCACGUGGACACGCCGACAGACCAGAUCUGGGCGGUGGUUGGGCUCUGGCGCGUGAACAGGCUGUACAAGGGCUUCAAAAGCUGCCGGCUGUACCGCAUCGCCUAGGCGGCGGGAGGGCGUGGUGCGGGGCACCUCGGGACAUGCACAGGCCCUCCCAGCAGAUGCCUUGUCCGGGGAUGUCGCGGGGCACGGGAGGGGUGUUCACUUUGGUGGCGGCGUGUGGGCGAUGAACCGUUUGGUUGCCGAUCGUCUGGCACAAGCACACUGUGUGAUUUUGGAUAGUUAAUGUACAAUUGUAGGCGUGGGAUUGCAUCUCGCUGGAAUGCUUCGGCCGGGUGCUCGUGGAAUACAUCGGACCCGAUCGA
Messenger RNA from Pollicipes pollicipes, 1253 nucleotides. RefSeq lists its product as uncharacterized. The record is from RefSeq and is a predicted model, not a curated record. Lineage: Eukaryota; Metazoa; Arthropoda; Thecostraca; Pollicipedomorpha; Pollicipedidae. The transcript has 2 exons. Bases 223 to 993 code for a protein of 256 amino acids.